Blepharisma stoltei is the source of this 201-nucleotide messenger RNA. NCBI's taxonomy places the organism in Eukaryota, Ciliophora, Heterotrichea, Heterotrichida, Blepharismidae. The record is from the annotation of a GenBank genome assembly.
AUGAUGCUGAUCCACUUAGACUCAGUUGAUGCUUCAGAGCAAAUUCAAGAAAGCGAACAUGAUACGACAUUGUCCCAGUAUUCUGAGUGAAGUACAGAAAGUUUAACCAAAGUGGAAGAGACUAAAGAAAUCAGCAUAGGAACUACAAUUUCUGAAUGCGACACUGAAGAGUUCCAUUCAUACUUGAUUUCUGGCUUAUAA